AUGCGGGGUCGCGGCAGGCCCGUCGCGCUGGUCCUUGAUGACGAGACAGUAACCCGCAAUCCUGGUGCAGACUUGGACAAGCAAACGCUCAAGGUUGCUGACUGCCAGAAAUGGUGGCUGCAGCAAGUACACCGAGCAAAUCUCACUCCGGAGUGCGAACGCUCCUUCCGCUUGGACGCGCAAGAUAUUUGCAACACGGUGAGCAGCCUGCGGACGUUCUCUCAGAGUGAGAACCGUGAGGUGCGGCAUGCUGCGUCCAAUGCUGUCUGGUCUUCCUUUCGUUGCUCCAGUCACGAAGUGCAGCGCCUGUUCUGCAAAGCGGUGAUGACGGAUCUUUUCAAGGUUCCCGCUAUCAAAGAAAGCCUGAAGGCUUGUUGCAGGCAAAUCCGCUACGUCUUUCGAGCUCUCGAAGACCGGGAGCUGCAGGACGUGAUCAUGAUUCUGAUGUGCAGAUUGCUGCACCCUGCCGAAUGGCAACAUCUGGCGGUUGACACUGAAAGCGAGCUCAAAGCCGUGCUUGAGAUCUUGUUGGCGGCUUCAAGCAAAUAUGAUUUAAAUGCUGUUGCCACCCUGCAAAAACGGCAAACCUUCCUCAUCCAGCAUGAUCCGUCGAAUAGGCAGAUCGAGCUUAUUGACGACCUUUUGUUCGUGUGUGCGCACUGA
Molecule: messenger RNA, 663 nt
Organism: Symbiodinium sp. CCMP2592
Lineage: Eukaryota; Dinophyceae; Suessiales; Symbiodiniaceae
Source: the annotation of a GenBank genome assembly